AUGUCAUAUGACAUGAUUGUUGACCUACCAAAGGAUGGGAAUUGCAAUUCUAUCUUAGUCAUCAUUGAUAGUUUCACCAAAUACAGUAUCUUUGUCAAGUGCUCCAAGAAGCUCAAGGCCCUGGAGUUAGCAGAAUUGUUCUUGGAAAAUGUAUGGAAACACCAUGGCAUGCUGGAAAAGACCAGAAUGGAUAGAGGAAGGGUCUUCAAUAAUAAAUUCUUGAGAGCUCUGUACAAGCAAUUAGGAAUUGACCCCCACUUCUCCUUGGCAUACCACCCCCAGAGCAAUGAACAGAUGGAAUGGGUCAAUCCUUCUAUCAAACACUUCCUCAGGGCCUACUCAGGAAUCAAUCAGAGGGACUGGACAAGGUGGCUGCCAAUGGCCAAGCUUGUGUACAACAAUGCAGUCCACAGCAGCACUGGGAAAACACCAUUCAAAGUGUUAUAUGGGUGGGAACCAAACCUAACACCAUCCAACAUACCAACAGAUGUCCCAGAAGCAGAUGACCUUGCCCAAACAAUGGAAGCACAAUGGAGGGAGGUAGAAGCAGCUCUCCAGCAAUCUAAGACACAGAUGAGUGCCAGAGAAUCAGGAAGCCCAAUCAAAUUUGAAAUUGGAGAAAAAGCCUGGCUAGACACCAAAAACGUGAAGCUGAAGACCCUGAGUCCUAAGCUAACCAAACAACACCUAGGACCCUUCAAAGUGACCAAAAGAAUCUCCAAUUGGGCCUACUGCCUACAACUUCCACCCUCAAUGAGCAUCCAUGAUGUAUAUUAUGUGGGGUUACUAUCAAAAGUCAAAAGGGACAAUAAAUGCAUCUUUGAAAACUGCCCCCCACCUGUCACUGUGGAUGGGGAAGAAGAGUAUGAGGUCAAAGGCAUUACAGAUGUGGAAGAAUGUGAGGGAAAAUGGUACUUCAGGGUUAAAUGGAAGGGUUACAGAUUGGAAGAAAACACAUGGGAACCCCAAGAAAACCUUAAAAAUACCAAAAAUCUUUUAGAAAAAGACAAAAAGGAAAUGAAGAAAAAGGCCCUUGGUGCUGCCAAGGCCCUUAGAGGGGGGGCAGUGUCAUAG
Molecule: messenger RNA, 1074 nt
Organism: Rhizoctonia solani
Lineage: Eukaryota; Fungi; Basidiomycota; Agaricomycetes; Cantharellales; Ceratobasidiaceae
Product: Retrotransposable element Tf2 protein
Exons: 1
Coding region: 1-1074 (357 amino acids)
Biological process (GO): DNA integration
Molecular function (GO): nucleic acid binding
Source: RefSeq, a predicted model, not a curated record